AUGCCUACUAGGGUCCUAGAUGUUGGCGACUCGGUUAACAGAAAACCCAUCUCUUUGGUCCACACCCAAAGGGUAUGCGACGACUACAUCGCUCUCUCCUACUGUUGGGGAGAGGUUGGGAACGAUAUUCUCACACUUACUACUGCGACUUAUGGGGCCAUGAGAGGUGGGAUCGCAGAAUCAGCUCUUUCCAAAACCCACCAAGAGGUCAUCUCCCUAGCUCGCACUCUCGGGAUUCGAUACGUCUGGGUCGAUGCGCUGUGCAUCAUUCAGGGCGACGCAGAGGACUGGGAGCGCGAGUCUAAAACUAUGGCACAGGUUUACGGAAACGCUACGUUAGUAAUUAUAGCUGGACGAUCGGCGGAUUCUCGCAGGGGCUUCAUCACCAACAACUUAGCCUCCAAUGGACGUCCGCCUCCUUGUAAAUUGCCUAUCGAUGAGUCAGAGCACUCGGGCAGUUUGAUGAUUGAUAUACCCAGAGUGAGCGAUAUUGGGCCCGUCUCCACGCGAGGGUGGUGCUUCCAGGAAAGGCUGAGUUCUCGGCGAUCAGUCAUUUUUGGGGAGGAGCAACUCAUAUUCGAGUGUGUCACUGAAUUCGCGUUGGAAAACGGCUUGCUUGAAACCAACAAAAUUCGACCUACAUUCCUACAACCUCCACCUCCUCCACCUCUCUUCAGUUACCACAAGAACUUCAGACACGGAAAGACCAAGUACUUCGAGACUGGUACCAUCUCUUGUACCGAUUCGUUUUUUGCCACCUGUCCAACCCCCACGAUAUAUUCGCUGCCAUCGCCGCCAUCGCCCAGCAAGCCUCGCUCGUCCUCAAGUCCCGGCUCGGAAGAACAUGCCCCUUAUGACCCGGCCAAAGGCGACGAAGCUCACGAAGGAGACUGGAACAGUGCUACGAGCGCCGUCGUGGUCCUGGGCGGCGGUCGAGGGUCCCGUGGCACAGGUGAGUUUUUCACCUCCCUCGGUGGCGAAGUACAAAGAUCCAUCAAAUAUCAAAGUUCGUCCUGGACAUGCGAAUCCCGAAAGGUGGACGCUGGAUGA
This is a messenger RNA of Clonostachys rhizophaga, 1050 nucleotides long. The record is from the annotation of a GenBank genome assembly. Lineage: Eukaryota; Fungi; Ascomycota; Sordariomycetes; Hypocreales; Bionectriaceae.